CGCAACGAAACAGGAAUGUUCGUGAAUACACGAAUACGUUUACUACACCUAUAUACAUCACACUAAACAUCACGGUCGUACCCGCAGGUACGAGAAAGCACCAGUGUUUCUCAACCUACGGAGUAUUGACUUAUUUCAAGUUUAACUUAAGCCCAUAUAAUUUUACCCUUUGUAUCAUAUUUUCAAUCUAUUAAUUAUUUAAUUAAUUUUUCUAAAUAAAAGUUAAUUUGCUUUUCAUUUCACAAUGUAAAACGAUUCUGAUAAAUUAGUCGGGUCCAACGAAACAUGUAUAUGUUGAACAAUAUGAAUGGUUUCGAAUUAAUAGCACAAGGCGCCGAGGCACGUGUGUAUAAGGGUAUUUAUUUAGGUAAACUAACGUUAAUCAAAGAGAGAUUCGAAAAAAAAUAUAGGCAUGCUGAUCUAGAUAAGCGUCUCACAAAAGAUCGAAUAAAAGCUGAAUGCCGUGCUAUAAUUCGUGCUAAAGCCGCAGGGGUUGCAACACCAGCUAUAUAUUUGGUAAAUUUAGAGCGGCGGUGUAUUUAUAUGGAAUAUAUACAAGACGCAAUAAUACUAAAAGAUUUUAUCGAUGAAAAAGUUUCAAAAGAAACAAAUGAUGAUCGUUUAUUAAACUUUAUAGCGCAAGGACUUGGAACAGUUAUUGCUAAAUUACAUUCGAAAAAUAUAAUUCACGGAGACAUGACUACCUCAAACGUACUUUUGAAAAAUAUUAAUGACGAUCACAUUGGAAAAUAUGUUGCGAACAAUUUUGUUAUAAUAGAUUUUGGUUUGGCUCGUAUAGAAUCGAGCGUAGAAGAUAAAGCAGUUGACUUGUACGUUCUUGAACGAUCAUUACUAAGUGCACAUUCAGAAGUACCUCUUUUGUUUUCAAAAAUAUUUGAGAUUUAUCAGAAACAUUACACAAAUAAAAGUCAGUGUAAAGAAAUUGUUUCUAAAUAUAAAGAAGUACAAUUACGGGGGCGGAAGCGAUUAAUGAUCGGUUAAUUUCAAUAUAUUUUUUAUGAAUAUAUUAAACGCAUUUUAUUAACAUAUUCUCAAUAAUUUAUACAUGUUAAAUAUACCUUAAAUAAACCACCUUAUAUGAAAUUUGAGCUGUACUGUUUUAUUUUUAAUCUAUAAUUUUAAGAUUAUAUAUUAAUUAGUUCUGAUUUAUUAUUUAGAUUAUUUUUAUUUAAAUAUUCAUAACUUUAUAGAUAUAGAAAUUUCUUUCCAUCAGUGUCAUUUACUUCUCAGAAAAAUGUUCUAAUAAAUUGUUAUUAAUCAAAUUUAACAUAUACACAGUUAUAUUAACAUUUCAAAUUGAUUUUUUAUAUAAUAGCCUUGUGCUUAUUAAGACAAAAGCUAAGGCUGUUAAUACAUAAUAUAUUUAAACAGUAAAAACAAUAUUGAGUAUAAAAAUUUUAUGAAUGAUACAUUCAGUAUUAAGUCUGGUCAAAUAUUGAGCAAUAUGGUUAUUUAAAAUGUUUAUUUAUAUUAAUUAUCUGCACAGAUAUAUAAUCUGAUUUGGCAUAUGCAACAUGUUUUCGUAACAUAGUUUACAGUACUUACUUGUGUCAAUGAUAUGCAACAAAGAAACUAAGUUUAAAAUAAAAAUAUUUUAUAACUAAUAUUUAAAAACAUUUUCUUUAAUAGUAAAUAAUUGACCUUUGAAAUAUAACACAUAAUUUUCUAUACAAAAAAAGAAACUUUUUGAUGAAGAAAUACUUUUUUGUGAUAAUGUUUAAUUCCAUAUAACAAGUUAUCCGAGUAAUGAGAAAUUCUUUUGUAUAUUUAUUGCGCUACAAAUUCAAAGCGCAUAUAAUCUAUAUGAUAAAUAAUUGCUCUUUACAAAAAUGUUUAUGAAGCAAAUUGCAUAUAUGCAUGGAGCACUUGAUUGUUGAAAUAUAUGUAUUAACAUCUUUAUCAGUCAAAUCAUCAUUGGUACAGUUAUGAAAAUGCUCAAUCAAAGUGUAGUCCUGAAUAUAUAAUGAUCCAGGUCACC
Messenger RNA from Bombus pyrosoma, 1999 nucleotides. It is a transcript of the gene Prpk, whose product is annotated as EKC/KEOPS complex subunit TP53RK. The record is from RefSeq and is a predicted model, not a curated record. Gene Ontology annotation, molecular function: ATP binding; protein serine/threonine kinase activity. NCBI's taxonomy places the organism in Eukaryota, Metazoa, Arthropoda, Insecta, Hymenoptera, Apidae. Gene Ontology annotation, biological process: protein phosphorylation. The transcript is spliced from 4 exons. Bases 286 to 1002 code for a protein of 238 amino acids. Gene Ontology annotation, cellular component: EKC/KEOPS complex; nucleus; cytosol.